Debaryomyces tyrocola is the source of this 564-nucleotide messenger RNA. Lineage: Eukaryota; Fungi; Ascomycota; Pichiomycetes; Serinales; Debaryomycetaceae. The record is from the annotation of a GenBank genome assembly.
AUGAGUCUACGGGGAGCUAAUUAUGGGAUUGAGUGUACAACUAUACGUCAGAGUCUCCAGGACCUGCGAGAACCAGUCUGUGAGCAGUAUCAUGACCACUUUUACAAAAAUUCCCAAUUUCCACAAAUCGAAUCUGAAAUCAAUUUUUCUACAUCUGCAUCCGUAGUUUCUGGUGGACCCAGGUCUAGGAAUAACUUACAUAAAUUAUAUAGAAGACUAAAGUUAUUCAGUCGAAGGGACAAUAAAAAUAGACCUGCGAAGGACAGAAGCAACCGCGUGUUCCCUAGCAAGACAUUUCGCAUUAAAGAGGAUACGGCAGAGGAGAUAACAAAAACCCGGUGGCAUGUUUGGAAUACAUUUACCAAAAAAAUGCGGGUAAAUUCAUCGUUAUUCUCCCCAUCACUUACUCUAUUUGACUACGCUGAUAAUUCAUUAAGCUAUUCCCCACCUCCACCAGCCGGAGGUAGUUCCGUUAAUCUAGAUCAAAUGUUUCACUCACUAGACCCUAGAGCUGAGGAUAAAAGCCCAACUAACAGUGCGGGUUUCACAUCUGCACAUCCUUAG